CAGCAGCAGGAGACUACAUCCAGCAUCGGCGUCGGCGUCGGCGUCGGCGCUGGCGUUAACGUCGCUGUUGCAGCUCUGCCGCCCAAUGCUACUGGCAGCAGCGCAGCAGAGGUCGCUUUCGCCGCAGCACCAGCGCCAGCGACCGCAGCGCCAGCAGCGCUGCCGCAUGAGAUAAUUGGCUCGGCCACGCCCAACAAGGGGGAACAGGAGGCGAUAUUGCGUGCACUGGACUGGCUGAAGGAGAAGCGCGCCUCCGACUACGGCUGGGGCAAUGACACGCACGUGGUCAUACUGGCCAAGGAGCUAUCGGGCGGUCGGGAUCCGAACGAGAGCGCCGACGGGCAUCUGCUGGUCAUACAGGAGCUGGAGGAUACGCUGUCCGUCAAGGAGAUGGAAAUCGAAAUACUGGCCAUGCUGGAUCGCCAUCAUACGCUGCCCAAGCCGCUCAAUCUGGACAAGCUGGCCCGCUAUGUGCUGGCGCUGGGCUCCCUGUGCAAGGAUCCCAAGCACUUCCACGGACACGAUCUGGUCGCAACGCUGCAGCACCAUGAGCCCGCCCAGGACAUUGAGUUCGCCUUGACCACGCUAUCCGCGUGCAGCUCGGCGGCGCACGUGCGCAAGCGCCAGAUACGCCGCCUCCUGGACAUCGCCAGCGGCGUAACGGAUCAGAGUGUCGAUGCCAUUGCCAUGGUGAUUCUGGCGUUGCGCUGCAUUGUCACCGAUCAUCGGCAUCGGCAUUUGCAGCACUUUGUGCGGCGUCCGGCACGCGGCCUGGCCAGCCUCCAGGAUCAGCGCGGCAGCUUUGGUUCGCUGCGCAGCACCGCGUUGGCCAUGCAGGCGCUGCAGGAUCUGGAAUAUGAUCCGGCCGGGCACUGGAAUCGCACGGCCGCCUCGCGUUACAUACUCAGCCGGCAGCGCGCCGACGGCGGCUGGAGCGAGGAGCCGCUGCAGGAUGGCCAGGAGCCGGACAUUGGCGUUGGCCUCACCGCCGACAUUAUCCUGGCCCUCGGCUGGAAGGGUCUCGGCGCCGUGCGCGCCCUCCAGUGCGACCAUGUCAUACGCGAGAGCAGCGAUCCCACAGAGAACGGCGAACCAAAGCUGGCCUUGCCCUUCGGACUCAGCUCCUCGGCGGAGGAAUCGGAUACCAAGAACAUCUCGUACACCUACACACUGUGGGUCGGCUCCAAUGUGACCGAGGCCUUCUCGCUGUCCCUGAUCUCGCCCAAAAACACGAGCUUCUUCAAGGCCAUGACCCAGGCAGCCGAAAUGGAUCCCAGAUUCAUGUUCGAGGCGCGCGAGUGGCCCAACGGACACUAUGUGCACACGCUCUACGGCAAGAACGAGGAGCCGCGAGGAUAUCAUUACUGGCUGCUCUACAGGCUGCCCGAGUUGCCCGAUCCGAACAAUACGCCUGGGAAUCAGCUUAUUGCGCCUGUUGGUGUGGAUGAGCUAAUGGUCGAGGAUGGGGAGCACUAUCUAUAUUGGUAUAAGAAACUUUAAGCACGCACACAAGGAUUUGCCGGCCUUAGUCACUAAACUAAAGUUAAGCCACGAGGAAAGGAGAGGAGAGGAGAGCAGUGGAGAGGAGAAGCAGUCCGAGCUGCAAGGAUAACACAGAUAGCAAGGAUAACAACUACAAGAGCAACUGUAACAAAUGCAACUACUACAACUGCGCGCAUGCAUAUGUGUAUGUCUACGUGGCUCUCAAUAUACGUAUACACACACACACACACACAUACACACACUCAGUAUCACACACACAGACAUGCGUACAUAUUGCAUUAUAUAUAUAUAUAUAUACAACUGAAUAAUAAUGGCGUAAUCAAAACUGCAUUAAUCGACACACACACACGCGCGCAUUCUGCAUAUGCAUAUAGCUACACUCGUGGUCAAAACAAUGUGCACACUAGCACAACUUCCUUUCAUAUGCAUAUAUUUCAAAUUCUUUUGUUAAUAUGCUCGAGGUUUCUUUUUUAUUUGCACUGUGUUUUCAACAUAAUGCCAAACAGAGCAGCAAACAUAGCUAGACACAGAAAAUAACUGCAAGUGCUUGGACAAAACUGAAAGGUCAAUCAUGGCCUACUCUAAAAAUUAUACAGAUUUCUAGCUUCGGGAGAUACAUUUCUUCAUCUUCUACUUCGACACAUUCACUAGAUUUUGUGUUUAUAUCUGAACAAGCAGUCGACUUAUUGUUUUGUCCAAGCAUUUUUAUUUAUUGAUCUUGUUUCACAUUUUGAAUGAAAUUUAGUUCGCACUGUGUUUUUUGUUCUGUUUAGCUUCAUGUUGUCCACACAAUGAAAACAAAAGAGAAGUCUCGAACAUAUUUUCAAACAAAUUUCAAAUAUAUGCAUCUAAAAGCAAGUUGUGAUAAUUGCCUCAUUAUUUUGACCAUCAGUGUAAACACACACACACACACACGCACACAUGCAUAAUAUAUACAAAUAUACCCUAACGUAAGCUUAACACUGUGUUUAGGUUCUACUUAUCUAUGAUAUGACAAAAAGCAAAAUAAGCAAAAAAUCAAACGACAGCAACAAAAACCAAGGCUAACAAAGGUUUAAAAAAGUGUGCACACUUAUUGAAGGCACGUUGCGUUUACUGUUGCGCCUGUCAAAGUUGUAGUUAGUUGACAAGCAGUUAAACUUUUUCGCAUACGAAAUGCCUACAUUUUGCGCAAUAGUGGCAACGCCAUUUGAAUAAGCUGGCAACAUUUCAUUUGGUAGAUUUACAGAUAUUGUGAAUGCAAUACUAUUUUCAUACUAAAUAUUUAACUGGCAGAUAAAUUGAUUUUAAUAGUUAAAACUGAGUUUAACAACAUGUUCAAAUAGUCGCCAACUUUGACAGGAACAUGGGAAAAACUAGUUUGGAGAGUUCUCAAAAAUGCAUCAAACAUACCCAAACAGACACACACACAUGCACAAAAGCUUCAGAAAGCAGCCCCUCCCUCUCUCCCUCUCUCUCUCUCUCUCUCUGUCUCGCUCUCUCUGUCAUCACUUGUCGAAACGAAUGUUAACAAAAGUGAGGUUAGUUCAUUUAUUAAAAGUGAGGUUAGUUCAUUUAUCACUCCGUCCGUUUUGUAGAUUGAGAGCGUAAUGAGGAGAUGCAUGAUCCGUCUUGGGACUUAAUGCUAGCUGUUGCACACACACACACACACAAGCACACACACACACAAUAUGCUUUACAUGUUAUUUAACUAAAAUUGCUUAAAAGAGACAGGCUUUCAUGAACACGAGAGAAAGCGUCCGUCAGUCCAAGCAAAGCAUAUUAUACCGAACACCGUAAGUAACAAUAAGUGAUUGAAAAUCAUCCCUAGACAUACAUAAAUAUAUAAAACAAUACAUAUAUACAGCUAGAUAUGUAUAUAUACAUAUAUAUACAAA
Drosophila novamexicana is the source of this 3380-nucleotide messenger RNA. RefSeq lists its product as uncharacterized. Gene Ontology annotation, biological process: cobalamin transport. The transcript is spliced from 5 exons. Gene Ontology annotation, molecular function: cobalamin binding. Lineage: Eukaryota; Metazoa; Arthropoda; Insecta; Diptera; Drosophilidae. The record is from RefSeq and is a predicted model, not a curated record. The annotation marks the transcript as partial.